Molecule: messenger RNA, 1329 nt
Organism: Fragaria vesca subsp. vesca
Lineage: Eukaryota; Viridiplantae; Streptophyta; Magnoliopsida; Rosales; Rosaceae
Product: aspartic proteinase CDR1-like
Exons: 1
Coding region: 1-1329 (442 amino acids)
Biological process (GO): proteolysis
Cellular component (GO): extracellular region
Molecular function (GO): aspartic-type endopeptidase activity
Source: RefSeq, a predicted model, not a curated record
AUGGCAGCAACAACGGCAUUUGUACUCUUCCUUCUUUGUGUCUCUCAUUUCUCUUGGGUCUCAGCUAAAGGGGGAUUCACCAUUGACCUAAUUCACCGUGACUCACCUCGCUCUCCCUUCUACAACCCUUCAGAAACUCCAUCCCAACGCUUGAAGAAUGCCUUCCACCGUUCCUUCGGUCGACUCAGCCAUGUCAACCCAACAGCUUCCUCUUCAGUAGCUCAGCCUAACCAGGCCGAGUCCACUAUAAUCAACAACCGCGGCGAGUACCUCAUGGAGUUGUCUAUCGGAACACCACCAGUUCCGAUCAAGGCCAUCGCUGACACUGGAAGUGACCUCAUCUGGACUCAGUGCAAGCCUUGCGUUGAUUGCUACACGCAAACCGAUCCUAUUUUCGACCCCUCAAAAUCGUCUACUUACAAAACCAUUCCUUGCGCUUCAAACCAAUGCACUGAGUUGAAGGGCAAGUGCCCCACCGCGGGGAACGGUUCAAGUUCAGCUUGCCCAUACGAAGUGAACUAUGGUGAUCAGUCACACACAAUCGGAGAUAUUGCCGUGGAUACCCUAACCCUAGCUUCCACUACCGGGAGAGACGUUUCCUUCCCAAAAAUCAUUAUCGGUUGUGGCCACGAUAAUGCUGGAACAUUUGACAAAAAUGGGUCUGGAAUAGUUGGACUCGGAGGGGGUGACGAGUCACUGAUUACCCAACUGAGCACUUCUAUAGAUGGAAAAUUUUCGUAUUGCUUGGUCCCUUUUGCCUCAGAAGGUGACCAGACAAGCAAGUUGAACUUUGGUGACACUGCUGUGGUUUCCGGCACUGGCGUUGUGUCCACUCCCAUCGUCCAAGAUCAAACCAAAAAAACCUUCUUCUUCUUGACAUUGGACGCUAUAAGCGUCGGCAACACGAAAAUUCCCUUCUCAUCAUCAUCAUCUUCACCCUCUGGUGACGGCAACAUUAUAAUCGACUCCGGCACCACGCUAACCAUACUAGAACAGUCCUUCUACUCAAACCUAGAAGAUGCAGUUGACAAGGUUGUCGGUAGGGAGCGUACAUUCAUCCCAGGGAUUCCAAUGUCUCUUUGCUACACCGUGAGUCUGUCCGAAGAAUUGAAAGUGCCAAAUAUUACUGUAAAUUUCAGUGGUGCGGAUGUGGAGUUGGAGCCAAAGAACACGUUUGUUAGAGUCAGUGACGAGGCAGUGUGUUUUGCUUUUGCACCGUCGCAAAGUCUUUCGAUCUACGGGAACCUGGCUCAGGCAGGUUUCGUGGUAGGAUAUGACCUUAAGAAGAAGACUGUGUCCUUCAAGCGAACUGACUGCACCAAGGUCUAA